This is a messenger RNA of Aspergillus mulundensis, 1059 nucleotides long. RefSeq names its product putative mitochondrial carrier protein. The record is from RefSeq and is a predicted model, not a curated record. Gene Ontology annotation, biological process: transmembrane transport. The coding region runs from base 1 to 1059 and encodes 352 amino acids. The transcript is spliced from 6 exons. NCBI's taxonomy places the organism in Eukaryota, Fungi, Ascomycota, Eurotiomycetes, Eurotiales, Aspergillaceae.
AUGAGCAUAAAUCGCCAGGGAGCGACCCGUCAUGACGGGUCGAAUAGCGACGGCAAACCUGGUUUAUCGGAGAUUUCACAAUUUGAGCCGCCCACCUCAACUAAGGGUACACUUCCGAGCAGCUCCCUUCUCCGUGGAGCUAGGAGUGCAGUCGCCGAGCCCGUUACGGCAGCUUUCUUUGCUGGUGGUGUAGCGGGCGCUGUAUCGAGAACUAUCGUAUCACCGCUUGAACGUCUGAAAAUCCUCCUCCAAAUCCAAACCGUUGGCAGAGAAGAAUACAAGUUAUCCAUUUGGCAGGCGCUCAAAAAGAUUGGAAGAGAGGAAGGCUGGCGCGGUUUUUUACGGGGCAAUGGCACGAACUGCAUACGCAUCAUCCCAUAUUCAGCCGUACAGUUCGGCAGUUAUAACUUUUACAAAAGAUUCGCUGAGCCUACCCCAAAUGCGGAUUUGACGCCAAUACGCCGACUUAUCUGCGGAGGGGCCGCCGGGAUCACCUCAGUCGCCGUCACUUAUCCGCUCGACUUGGUGCGUACGAGGUUGUCCAUUCAGUCCGCCUCUUUCGCGGCUCUCAAGCGGGAGAGUGCGAGCGAAAAGUUGCCGGGUAUGUAUACGACUAUGGUCUUGGUCUAUAAGAACGAGGGCGGCUUUUUGGCGCUUUACCGCGGUAUCAUUCCGACUGUAGCCGGCGUGGCCCCAUAUGUUGGUUUGAACUUCAUGACCUACGAAUCAGUUCGUAGAUACUUGACCCCAGAGGGCGACUCCACGCCUAGUGCUGUUCGCAAACUCAUGGCUGGCGCUAUCUCAGGGGCAGUAGCACAAACUUGCACAUAUCCGUUCGAUGUCCUUCGACGGCGUUUCCAGAUCAAUACGAUGUCUAAUAUGGGUUAUCAGUAUGCCUCAAUUUUCGAUGCCGUAAAAGUCAUCGUGGCCGAAGAAGGCUUGCGCGGUCUCUUCAAGGGAAUUGCGCCAAACCUUCUCAAAGUAGCUCCUAGCAUGGCAAGCAGUUGGCUCAGCUUCGAGCUCACUCGAGAUUUUCUGCUGGGCUUGGACGAAAUGUGA